AAUGCUUUUGUGAUGGACAAGUUGUUAUAUAUUAAGAUGGCGCUAUAACUGAGUGGUUGGUUAUAUUUCUUUCCCGUGAACUUAGAUUCACUCUAUGCAACAGUAUUAGCCAGAAUCAAAAAUUCUGCUUCGAAGAUUCUAAAUUGUCCUCAGAUAAUAAACAAGAACAUUCAGCAAACAAAGACCAUGAUGCUAAAAGCAACAUCAAUAGUAAGUAGUGUUUCAGAUCUUACUACAAAUGCAGUUAUAACUGUAAUAUGGACGAAUGUGGGACAGCCACGAAUGCAUAUCAGGCAAGAUAGAUCUUGCACGAUCCAUCCAGAUCACACUCCGCACAAUUUUUUAAAGCUGUUUCCAUACAGCUUGCUGCUGCAGAUAACUCACUACACUAGCUAGAGAUUGGAUAUAUUUUCAAAGCGAAAGAGAAAAGAUCAAAAAUAGUCCUACGAGAUCAUGAUAUUUAUUGGCUGUUUUAUUUUCAUUGAGCUAAGCACAAAUCCAUGGGGAAACUCUUAUGAAUGCAUUUUCAAGUGAUACAAUCAAAUUGAUUAUGUUGAAACUGUAUGUCGCUAAACCGGAUAAACCUCAACAAGAAAGCAAGUUGUAUAACGUUGAAGAUUUGCUCUCAUGCCUGAAAUCAAUCAUUAUGAAGCAGAGGCAGAACUGUCCGUUUCAAAACAUUGAUGACUCAAUGACUAAAUUCAAUGGAAGGUAUACUUCUAAGCAAUACCUUCCCAUGAAGGCUGUAAAACGUGGGAUGAAACUCGAACGCGAUGAGACCCUCAGUGGAUAUAAACACGAUGUGAAUGUUUAUGCAAGUAAAGAUGAUAAAGGCCGAAACAGACCAUUAGAUGAGAAGGCUGUGAAGACUUUACUUACUAUACCAGACGGUGAAGAUGCAUUAGACAGUUUUUUUACUUCAGUUCAUCGCAUGUACAUUAAUGCCACAUCGCUGUGGGACUGCUCUCAAAACCAGAAUACAUCUUCCAGCUUUUGAAGGAAAAACUCAGCCGUGGUGAUUAUAAAUUUAACUGUAACAUGAAUGGAACGUUAUCAUUUUGACGGAAGGGUAGAAAAAAAGUGUUAGUGCUGAGCAACUUUCACACAAACACAGCUGAUGAAGUUAGGACGAAGCAACGAGAUGGACCAAUAAACAUUUUCUGCCCUGCUGCUAUACGAUGAUACAUACAAACAAAUUAUGGGUGGCGUUGAUAGAGAGCGCCAUGUGGCUGGUGUGUAUGAACUAGAUCCAAAGUCUACCAAAUGGUGGAAAAAAUUUCUUUAUCGUAUACUGGCAUUUUCCGAUCAAUACGUGGUUGAUUUACACAGAAUUGCACAGACUUUAUAAGAUCUAUA
Molecule: messenger RNA, 1356 nt
Organism: Styela clava
Lineage: Eukaryota; Metazoa; Chordata; Ascidiacea; Stolidobranchia; Styelidae
Source: RefSeq, a predicted model, not a curated record